AUGAUACCCUAUAUAUUGGUAUCUGUCCUGUAUCCCUUUGCAUUGCUCGCAGGCAGUACAAUUAGAGCUAGUGUAAUAUCUUAUGGAUACUUCCUAGUAUUCAUACUAUCAUUAUUAUUAUUACCUCAUCGAUUGUUACGUAAACAUAAUAUUAUAUCAUCAAUACUACCAUGGAUCACAACUGGAUUGGCAUUGGGUAGUGUGAUCACUAUUGUGUUGGCCAACUCAGUGCCAUCAAUGGAGACUAGCGAAACGAUUCAACAACUUGGAUUCUUCAAGUAUACAUCAUUCCUACAAGGACUCAUCAAUGUGUUGCCCGACAUCAUCGUGGCAACAAUCUCAUCACUCUCGGCCACAUUCUGGACGCGUCACAUGGUCUUUGGUCAAAGUGAUGAUGAUGACCACAGCUCAAUCGACAUUGUGCCACAACAUGGAUCACUCAAGAGAUAUCCUCCAUUGCAUGUAGCAUUACACAAGAGACGCAAGGAGCCAAUAUAUUAUAACAGUCCACCAUCGAUCACUCUCACUCACUUUGCCUUUGUCAUGUUGGUUCUGUCUGCCAUCUCCUAUCCCUCGGUCAUCAAUGCAUGCUACUUCAUUGUUGUCGUUGGUCUAACUCUUUGUCUCUCAUUACAAAUCACUUUGCAUAGUCUAAUGACCAAACUAUAUCCAUUGCUUAUUGGUAUAUCAUCAUUGCAGCUACUGUUUAUAUAUUUGUUCCAGCUGCCAAUAAUGGACAAACGAUAUGGCGCCAACCUAUCCGACUGGUUUGGCGUUCGAAACUACCAUCAAUGGGAUGUCUCAAUAUGGCCAAUCAUCGUUGGAUACGUCUCUAUACUCUUCCUCUUUAUAUCAAGUUGUUUGAUACUUAGACAACAAGUAUUAUAUAACUUGACUAUCGAGCAUUACAAGAGCCAGCAGUCCAAACAAAAGAAGAGGGACAAGAUUACAAGUGCCAACAAUAGCGCGACAACAGGUCUAAGCAGACUUACUCAUAUAUCUCUUUUGUUCUCAACAUAUGGUUGGACGAUAUGUUGUGCAGAGAUAAUGGUACUAUGUCUAUUCCUACAGCCAAGUAUCUACACAAUCAUUCUGCUCACCAUUGGACUGGUGUCGACCGUUGUCCCCUUGGCACUAUUCAAACUCCUGGCGCGUCUAACACAUGCCUACCUACUCAUAUUCAUCGUCCUUCAGUUCCUCUUCAACAUCCCAUUGCAAUCAUGGGAGCAGUCAUCAACUUCGGAACUUGUUGGAUUCUUCAUUUGGCCAACUACAAGGAUAUGGCUGUAUGUUGGAACACAGAUGAUCGUGGCUUUCACCUUUGGACUUUAUUGUUAUUACAGCGCGAUCACUGCUGGCCUCAAGCUCAGCGACUUCAACCCACCAGCCCCAAAGAAGGUCGAGGUUGAUCAACCUGUUCUGAUCGAUAUCAGUGCAUCCGAGCAACAACAACAACAUGUGCCACUCGACUCUGACAAAGUUUCGGGCGAGCCACUUGUCCGACCAAGCACAUUGAAGCAGAGACAGCACAGGAUGUUGAACCCCACGCCCACUACUGGCACUGGCGGGGUCAAGGGUCCAAUCCCUCCCGCCAAGAAGACAAUCACAUUCCAACUGCCUGGCAGUGGAGGUAGUGUCACGGGCAGGAUGUCCCCUUCGCCAUCAUCCGUGGACUUUUCAUACUACCGCGCACAGACCUCAUUGCUGGCCGACAAUUGGUCCAACUUCUGGCGAUCAUUCUACGAGAAUCACAAGGACACGAUACAGAGCGUGCGACACACCACCAACACCGUGUUUGCCAUCUUCUCCAUGACUAUCAUCGAGCAAUCAUACCGCCUGGCGCUGGCCGGCCUCUUCUUCUGCGGCCUCACCUCGAUCACACUGCUCAACGCCGGAUACAUGGUGUUCUUCAUCUUGUUUGUGAUCAGCGAGUAUCUAGCCUCGCGCUUCUGGAUCCUGCUCGUGGUGUACGCGCAGGCCGUGGUCGUGCUGCUGUACGCCUGGCAGAUCCAGCCGACCGACUCGCUUGAGGACGCCACGACCGAGAUGAUCGGCCUCGUGCACUUUGAGAAGCAGCGUGGCCAGGCCGUCUGGUUCGGCAUGAUCUGGCAGGUCGUCAUCGUCACGUUCUCGCUCAUACAAUGGAACCUCAGUCGCUUCGUCACCUUCCACUCGGGCCUCUUCCAGGCUGGCUCGGGCGCCCUCGACGAGGACCAUUUAGCGCGACAACAGCGCGACCUGCCCAAGGCGGUCAAGCUCAUCAUGGCCAUGCUGUACAGCGCCACGCACAAGUACGCGCUGCCAUUCUGCUACCUGGUGAUCGUGCUGGUGGCAUCAUUCAGCAAGAUAUCGUUCAUCUCAAUGGUGUACAUGGCCACGGUGUUCACGUGUCUCACAGUGCACUACCUGUCGUCCAACGGCACGGUGCACAUUCGUCGCUUCUGGCUCAUCAUCGUGAUCACCCAGGCCGUGAUCCUGGUCGCGCGCUACGUCUACCAGUUCACGCCCGUCAACACUUGGCUGCAGCGCAUCUUCCCCACGAACAAGUACAUCACACUGGACGACAUUGGCCUGACCGUGUACUCGUCAGACUACUUCCUCGUGCUCUUUGGCAAUGUGGCCAUACUCGUGGUGUGCGUGUUCCAACUCAACUGCUUCUUUGAUGGCCACCUGGACAACAAGGACCCGCGCUACUCUGUCGAGCAUCACAUGAAACAUUACCCGCGUUUCCAGAUGAUGUUGUACCGCAUAGGCCGCUUCACCUAUGUGCACGGCUGCAAGCUGGUGCUAUGGGCCGUGUUCCUGAUAUCAAUCUCGCCACCCACCUUCUUCAACUCGAUCUAUCUCGUGAUGGUGCUCAUCUCGAUGACCUUCAAGAAGGGCACCUACCGCAUUGGCUUCUACCUGUUGAUCUACUCACAGGCCAUCGUCUUGCUCCAAAUGGCCUUUUUGUUCCCAGAGGCCGCCGGUGUGAUUGGCCACGAGGUGCUCAUGCGCUGGCUGGGCAUGCCCACAUCAGAUCAAUCGACAUGGGAUGCCGUCAACCUCAAUCUCACGAUCAUACUCAUCAUCUCUAUCCAACAAUUUGCAUUCUGGUGGAACAAGUCCAACAAGAAGCCCAAGUCCGAGGCUGAAGCUGAGGCUGAGGCCGAGGCCGCCCUCAAUGAUGAAGAAUCCCCACUCAUCAAGUAUCAAGAGAGAAUGUUGGACAAUGAUAAUGAUGAUGUCCUUGCGGCCAAGCCCGCGCCCGUCAAGAAGAACAGCAACAGACUUUACUGGUACCUCACGCACUUCUAUCAACUUUAUGGCGUCGAGAUCGUGUUUGUUGUGAUGGCCUUUGCCUUGAGUUGGCGCGUCAACAUCGUUGGAUUGGUAUACCUCGCAGUCAUUGGCACAGGACUCUACAUCCACGAUGACAAGAUGCACCGACUGUUCUACCUAACCGCAUUCAUGGUGCCCAUUAUCCUGGUCCAGUACGUCUUCUUCCUGGGCAUCCCCACGAACGACCCCCACCCUUGGAACCUCUCCAACGCCCUGCUCAACAACCUGCUCGUGCUCACCGCGCCCAGCGUAUACAUCCUCAUCCUGGACUUCUCCGUGCUCUUCUUCUCCAUGCUACUCCUGCGCCAGGACAGCAUACGCACACCCGCAGACCCACGACUCAUAUACCCUCGCAACUUCCUCAAGGUAGACGACAGCGACUUCACCCUCGAGCCGCGACGAUGGAAUGCCGAGUUGAGGUACAUCAUCGUGCGAUACUCGUCGCAGGUGACGCUGGUCACCAUGUUCAUCGCGGGCACAGCACAAUGCGACAUCAUCUCGAGCGGCUACGUGUUCUUCUCGAUCUACGCGCUGUACAGUGGACACGACGACCGCUGGAGCCAGCUCUGGCAAGCGAUGCAGGUGUACAACUGGUGCGUACUGGUGCUUCAGAUCCUGUUCCAGUUCAUCUUUGUGCUGUUUGGCACGGACAAUGUGGCGACCAACCGUCUGGCAGACCUGCUGGGCUUCAUCGUGCUCAGCUACACGAGCAUCAACACCGUGUCCAAGACAAUCAGCGACGUGAUCAUCAUGGUGCUGCUGGCCUACCAGAAGAUGGUGUACCAAUCGCACGACUUUGAGACGAUGACCCAGCAUUUGGAGUCGAAUCGAUUGGAUGCCAUGAAGAUCGCCGUGGACUUUUAUAAGAAUCGACGUGAGACUCGUCUUUCCCAACUCAGCUCAGUUCAAUCAAUCAUCAUGCAACGUCGUCAACGACUCCAAAACCUCAAGAGCAACAGUAACUUCCAAAAAAGACAGUCAUCACUCUAUUCCGAGUCUUCGGCCACGCUCUCCUAUCCCUCAGGUCAGCUCUCCACGACCUCCAACAUCCAUGGAGAGGUACCUCGUCCUCCAAGCCCAGGUCUCAGUACCAGUCCAAGCCUCGGCCUCAGCCCCAACCAAAGCCCAACUCAAGAACCAAUCACAAUCGUCACUGCCCUAACCACGUCAACGUCGUCAACUUCACAACAACAUGAUGAGCAGCAACAACAACCACAACAACAACAAGAAGAGGUGAUUAAGUCAACGAGUGUUGGAGAGAAGAUCAAGGCGUUCUUCAAUAGUAUAUUGGAUUGGUUGGAUCCUCUGCCAGAGAACCAUGACGCGAUCAUCAGUGGCACAGUGUCCUAUCCACGCAACAGCACAUACUUUGCACCAGAGGCACUGCAGCGAUCAAUCAGUCAACUGGACCAGGGUCAAGAGGUGGCGGAGAACAAGGGCGAUGACCCUGGCUCAUCAUCCUCUUCCUCAUCAUCAACUGAACCAUCUUUGGCAGGUGACCCCAGCAUCAAGCGUGACGAUGUGUUCAAGCGUAUUGUUCGUGGACUUAGUCGCAUGGCCCGUGACGAGUCCAAGUGGAUCGCAUUCAUGUGUUGUCUGGCCAACUCGGUGUUCUACGCCAAUGUCGUGUCGCUGGUGUACGUCUACUCGGUGCUACUGUACGGCCGCCUCUUUGAGAGCCCCAAGCCUUCCAAAUCCUUCUGGGGUUUCCUCAUCGGCUACAGCAGUCUGAUCAUAUUCCUCAAGUACAUAUUCAACAUUGGCUUCUUCUGUGUGGUCAGCGGCGUCGAUGGCUACUACUACGCAUCGUUUGACACAUGUUGGGACUCGAUCAACUACAACGAUCAAUUGGAGAAGCGAUACCUCUCUGCGCCCUACCUCAUUGGCAUCAACGACAUCCAAGGACCAUUCUUGGCCGGUGCCUUCUGGGACUUGGCAGUAUUCCUCGCCUGUCUCUGGCAUCGCCAUGUAUACCGAUCCAAGGGACUUUGGAUCUUUGAUGAGAAGAGUAUCCUACAAGUUGAACAAUCAUCGUCCACCAUUGUCACUACCUCAUUGGACACCACUGGCGAUCAACAUAUGAUGCAGGAUCAUGACCAUGACCAAGGUGCCUCAUCAUCUUCCAACGUUGAUCCAAACAACAACAACAACAAUGUGGAUGCAUUGGUACCAACCACCACACAGGCCAGGACCAUCCCUGACACUCAACCACUUCUUGACGUUGAUGAUGAGGAACAAGAGGUUGACCAUGAAGUGGUCGACAUUGCAGAUGACGACGACGAUGACAACAAUGACGAUGGCGACUUAGAAGCCCAGUCCCCGCCUGAUACCCAUGAUCAUAUGGUCGACUCGGCAGACGCACUUCACAAACAAACAGUCCAAGACAACUCGUCACAAGUACUCAACUUCAUACGCAACUACUUCCACAACGUGGUGGACGUAUCAGAGAAGACUGGACGCGACUACUACCUCCCGAUUCUGUUCACAGACUUCUUCUGUCUGGUGUUCCUGGUCAUCUUCCCACAGAACUUCACCGCCAUCCCAUCGUCAGACAUCACUCAGUUCCUGGCACAGAACGUUAUUCCAAGACAAUUCAUCGCAAUACUUCUGAUCCAAUUCUCUCUGAUCAUACUCGACAGGAUCAUAUACCUAUAUCGAUCAGUGAUUGCCAAGUACAUACUGCAGGUCAUCUUGACAGUGAUAUACACUGUGUUCCUGUUGUUCUACUUCCCCGACCUCAUCCAGAAGCCAUUCGACUUCCGCUUCGCAUGGACACUAUGCAUCUUCUACAUACUCAAGUGUCUCUAUCUCUAUUACUCUGCACUUCAAAUAUGUUAUGGUUAUCCAAUCCUCGUUGGCAGCCGAUUCCUCAUGGAUGGACACUCAGCAUUCCACAACAUUGGAUUCUCUGUCUAUCGUGGCAUUCCAUUCGUGUUUGAGAUGAGAACAUUGUUGGAUUGGAUAUGCACUGAUACUACUCUGUUGCUGUAUGAUUGGCUCAAGUUUGAGGAUAUAUACGCAGAGAUAUUCAGUGUACAUCUACGCCAGGAGUGGAUCAAACGACAGGGUCGAAAGAAGGGUCACAAACAACCGCUUCAGGAGAAGUUCAUAUCAGGUGUAUGCGUGUUUGCAGGCAUUGCCGUGAUCCUCUGGUUCCCACUUAUCAUCCUUUCGUCUGGAUUACCCGGCAGUAACGUCGAGCCAGUCACCUCAGUACAGGUUCAAGUGUCAAUCAUGGGACUGAACCCAUUCAUCACCAUGAAUGAGGACCUUUCCGUCUCUGACCUCAAUGGUGUGCCCGUCUGGAAGAACACAUUCGUCAACAACACAGUCUUCUCCCAACUUCGUAGCAACGAAACAUUCAUCACGGCCGACGACCAAGCAGGCACUCAAUCAAUCAACAUAAACAAGUAUUCUGAAUCAAACUGGAACCUCUCGCCACCAGCCAGAAACCAACUUAUUCAAUCACUUCUCACGAAUGAGCUCACAAUUCGAGCAGACUACGUAUUGAGCAGGAGUGGCAAUGUAAAUAUCAACAUCGCUGGAAUCAAUGUGGUCAAGCUCAACUCGACACAGCAGAGCCGAUUCCUCAGCAUCAUCAAUGGAACAGCAGCAUACAACAACUUCACUACACCUGCACUCUUUUACAAGUUCAUGCGACUUCCUGGCGUCAGUGGCAACCUGUACUACCCGUUCAACCCAGGCCACACACCAGAGAUGAUCGAUGUCACCUUCACGAUGAUCAACAUUGGCAACGACUCGCUUGGCCAGGUGCAGCAGUACUGGGAGAUGACUCAGGUCGACGGCACUCCCAUCAACAUCAUCACCAUCUCGGCCAAACUGCCCAAUGGACUGGCCAGCUCGCUGGUCAGCGUGGGCAUCAUCGGCCUCUAUGUUGGUAUCGUGUUGUCAGUCAGCAAAUUCCUGAGAAUGUCCGUCACUGGCAUGGCCUUCCGAAUCACCCUGGAGAACAUUGAGUUCUGUGGCGAAGUGGAACAGAUGAUUGAAGAUGUACUAAUCGCGCGACAGUAUGGCGACCUUCAACUCGAGGAGGAGCUCUACAAACAAUUGAUCCAAGUCUUUAGGAACACCAUUGUGUUGUACCAAAUGACGACAACCAAUAAACAAUCCUAA
This is a messenger RNA of Acytostelium subglobosum LB1, 7455 nucleotides long. RefSeq lists its product as hypothetical. Gene Ontology annotation, molecular function: monoatomic cation channel activity; mechanosensitive monoatomic ion channel activity. The transcript is spliced from 8 exons. Gene Ontology annotation, cellular component: membrane. The coding region runs from base 1 to 7455 and encodes 2484 amino acids. The record is from RefSeq and is a predicted model, not a curated record. Gene Ontology annotation, biological process: regulation of membrane potential; cellular response to mechanical stimulus; detection of mechanical stimulus. Lineage: Eukaryota; Evosea; Eumycetozoa; Acytosteliales; Acytosteliaceae.